Symbiodinium natans is the source of this 960-nucleotide messenger RNA. Lineage: Eukaryota; Dinophyceae; Suessiales; Symbiodiniaceae. The record is from the annotation of a GenBank genome assembly.
AUGCCCCAGUCGUCGCUGAGAAGCAAAGUCUCCAAGAUGUCUAGUACGAGUGCUAACACCGCCACGACGUCUGCGUCCAUGCCUCGUAUAACUUGCGUUAAGCAAGCCGUAGCAGAGCGGAUUGUCGCCAAGUCCUGCAUGCACGACAGCGGCAAACACAUGCAGCGUCAGUUACAGAACGUGAGAGCCGCAGCUUGCAAGCGAAAGAGUUUUCCCACUAGCCAACGCGCGGGUGCUGGAGCUGCCAGCGUAUGUCCUUGCGAACCUCAGACACUGUGUCCCGGACAGCUUUUGGAAGCUGGGAGAAAGGGCCUUCGUACUUCACAAAGUGCCAACAGUCCCGUGCUCCAUUCGGGCCAACAUGAAACCACUGGCUGCAACGCAGCAGAACGAAACCUGCAUGGACUCCUGUCCAAUGGCAGACCGGGCGCCUUGGCACCCUGCAACGAGGGCACCUGCCAUACUUGGUUGCCUGCGCAAAGCGAGCAGCCACUGGACCUGACUGGUGGGUCAGUGGCACAGGUGGGUGAGGCACUUCCUGUGGCAAAGGGUCAUGAGAUGGUGGAGUCUGGAUCUCCUCCUCUGAAAAAGAGCAGAUGUCCUCCUGUGAAACAGAAGACGCAAACUCUGGCGCAGGAGCAGGCUCAGCAGUGCAGGAAGACUCUGCCACGCUUGGCGAGGACAACGGUCGCUUCACACCACGACCCGAGCUUGCAGGGACCUACGUCUACAGGACCGAGCGAAAAAAAAACUAAGAAGGGCUUGAAGGUUUUUAGGGUUCAAGGGUUUAGGGGCCACGCAAGUAAACCCAGACACCUCGUCCUGGUAGUCGUCGUCCUCGUCGUCGGAAAGAGGAACCACAGAGCUGAGACCAUGGUUCAAGCAAAGGCCAGUCUGCUGACCAUACCAGGUUUUGAAAGCGCGAGUUGGAGGAGUGUCAGAAGCGCCUGGACGGGAUGA